AUGGGGGACACCAUACAAAGGAUGAGAUCUGCUCCGUUUCCAACCCCUGCAGAAUUGGACGCAUAUGCUAAGAAGGUUGCCAACAACCCCCUCACCAUCAAGAUCUUUCCCAACAGCGUCAAGGUCCCCCAGAGAAACCACGUGCGCAGAACGGUCAACGGCCUGGAUACGUCAGGCCAGCGCUACAGCCCUUACCCCCCCUCUCAGGCCAGUGCCAAGACAGGACUCCUCGCCAUCGUCAAGGUGCCCACGGUCAAAAGUAUCAUAAAGGAUUUUGAUGGUAGCCGGGCUCGCUUGCACUCUGAAGUCAUUAUGAACCCUCCUACUGGACUCUACCAAGUGACUUCAACUAGCACUUUAAACCACCACCAAAAGAGCGUACCCCUUCCACCACAGGACCUGCCUCAGACUUUACAUAUACACCUCCCUCAGCAGCAGAGUCUCAGACACCCGCCCCCUUUUGCCCAGCACCCUCAGGGCCUACCCAGACUCCAGACUUUGUCUCAGCACCCAGGUCUAAACCACCCGCAGGGACCACCCACUGUCCUGCUUCAGCAGCAACAGCACCUUCAGCAGCAGCCGCUCGGCCUGCAGGGGGGCAGCAAGCUGCCUGAUGGCGAAGCUCCACCCAACGUUACCGUCUCUACCUCAACCAUUCCACUCUCCAUGGCUGCUGGGCUACACCAGGGCCAGCAGCCUGACCUGAGCACAAUCGUGCAUCAGCUCAACCAGUUCUGCCAAGCUCGGGUCCAAGGCACAGGGGCCACCUCCAUGUGUGAGGGCCAGAUCGCCAACCCCAGCCCCAUAAGCCGCAACCUGCUUAUCAGCGCAUGCUCCAGGGUGUCCAUGCACAGUAACCCUGCCACUCCUGGAUUCCUGCCACACAACUGCAUUAUCGGCCCACAAGAAAAAGCCACAGCCCCAAUGGGAGCCCACCCCCCACUCAGUACAACUGCUGUGAACCACUUGCCUUCUAACCACACAGAUCCGAAGCAACAGCAGCAACACCUGCAGCAGCAUCUUCACUCACAACAGAAUCAGCAGCAACAGCUUCAACAGAGCACGCUUCAGCACCAGAAGAUGCGCUCCUGGAGUCACCAUCAGUUGGUACAUGCUCCCCACCUUCAGAAUGGUGGGAUGCAUCUCUGCAAGCAGCCUUGCAGAGACCCAUCCUUCAGUUUUAAAGGCAUGGGCUACCCUGCAGAGGUGUGUGUGGGUCAGUCGUACUCACUGAAGCCUCCCGUAGAGAGGCCCACCCCCUCCCCUCCUGUCAACAACACCAUGCCUGGUCCCAUGGCCCACUACACUAACAGUCACUACUUUCAGUCCCACAUUUGGAGCAGCAGCAUCCUACCCACACCCAACAGUGACAGCUCCGGGUCUCAGGACGUAGCCAUGUCAUUCCACGGGGCGGGCCAAGGAGGCUGUACCACACAGGACUGUGGGCUCCCCGGAGCUCCCCAUUACAGGCUCGGAACAAGCUCCUCCAUGUCCUCUUGUGGCCAAACUAAUCUGAUGCAAACGGCGGAUUACAUGGGUGGGGACUUCCAGACGCCCUACUUCCGUGAUCAGAAUCUCGGGUUGAUGGCUAAGAUGCACAGGCCUCCUCUGAGCAGGGUAGGUCCAGAGGCUGGAGAUGGCAGAACCGCUCUCAUCCAGCACCCAGGGUACAGAUAA
This is a messenger RNA of Nematolebias whitei (Rio pearlfish), 1677 nucleotides long. RefSeq names its product family with sequence similarity 222 member Ba (gene fam222ba). NCBI's taxonomy places the organism in Eukaryota, Metazoa, Chordata, Actinopteri, Cyprinodontiformes, Rivulidae. The record is from RefSeq and is a predicted model, not a curated record. The coding region runs from base 1 to 1677 and encodes 558 amino acids. The transcript is spliced from 2 exons.